AUGUUAAAUAGCCGUCUAUUGAUAGCCGACGGACUGCUCUUCGUUUACAUCCUAUGGCUGACCGCAUCCAUACAGUACGGCUCGAUCGCCAGCACCGGUUUCGUUGGCUUUAAGAAAAUACACAACACCGAGAAGUGGUUUCGGUUUACAGUGAAAAUGUUUGCACCGAUUCUAGUGCUCAAUGCACUGUCCGUUAUGGGCGACGGCCCUAAUUGGCAUUCAGGCCGACAGUUGUUUGUCGACGCCUGUCAUCGCAAUUAUUGGAAAAACCUAUUGUUUAUAAACAAUUUUGAAGAACAACUCAUAGAUAUUUGCAACCCUUUUACGUGGAUUCUGGCCGUUAUAUUUCAAUUACAGAUAAUAUCACCGUUUCUUAUGAUACCGUUUCGGAUAUCACCCAAAUGGGGUUUCAUAACCGCUGCGUUUUGCUAUGCGAUGAGUGUUUUGGGUAUCGUUUGGAGCGAAAACUUUAAAGACAUGAAUAAAAUACAAAAUAAACUCAAUUUAAACAUUUGGUUCAUCUUCGGGAAGAUCUUGUGGUCAUUUGGCAACCUCCAGAUUCUUUACCUCGAUUUCUCGUCAAUGGGUACCCGCCGCGUUUCGAGUUUUCUCGAUUUAGAGGCUAGAGAGUCCAAUAAUGGCUCUGACGAUGGUUCCGAUGACGAGAUAGUUUCUGUCUCUAAUGAGCCAAAAGCUUCGGGGUCUAAACGUAAAGCGCCGGCAAAAGCUUCAAAACCGGCAAAAAAGGCAAAUAAUACAACGUUCACUGAGGACGGGGCUAUUCGUAUUGAAGUCCCGGAGCAAAAGAAAUGGAGUGAUCAGCCGUUAAUGCCUAAAUUUCAAAUCGGAAACACUGGAAUGGGAUUGAGAGGCAAUACACUGGUUUUGUACAAAUACACUUCAGACGGGAAACCUAAUCCAGGCUUUAGUUUCUGUGUUGGACAGGACUAUGUGCCUAAAUUUUACGAGACUUUGUCUCUUAUGCUAACAGAGCGAAAGCUUUUUUAUCCAGUUCUGAAACACGCGUCAAUCGUAUAG
Molecule: messenger RNA, 1038 nt
Organism: Medioppia subpectinata
Lineage: Eukaryota; Metazoa; Arthropoda; Arachnida; Sarcoptiformes; Oppiidae
Source: the annotation of a GenBank genome assembly